This is a messenger RNA of Onthophagus taurus, 1377 nucleotides long. RefSeq lists its product as uncharacterized. NCBI's taxonomy places the organism in Eukaryota, Metazoa, Arthropoda, Insecta, Coleoptera, Scarabaeidae. The record is from RefSeq and is a predicted model, not a curated record.
UGACAGUUAGCGCCAUCACUAAAUUUACAUAACCUCACAUUUUCGGACUAAUUAUACCGCUUUUUAUUCUAUCAUAGUAAAUUGAGUGCAACAUAGAGGAUAGAAAUGAUCUUUAAUUAUGGAUAGAACGCCGAAAAGAUAUUCAAAGCUUUCUCUUAAAAAUAAGGAAUGUAUCAACACCAAAUCUGCUACAACUUCUUCAAGUACCCCAAUACAACAAAAAACUUCAUCAUUGUAUGAUGAAUACAGUCCUGUUUUUAUUCCAUGCACUCAAGAAGCAUUGGACGAAUUAGAUGUGGUGUGGGAUUGGAAUUCGCCAAAAUCUCAAGUAUUCCCUAAAAGACAGAAACCAAAACGCUUACAAGCACAUUCCCCAAUACCCAUAGUAAAAAAAUACUCACAUAAUCAACCUGUUGUAAAUGAAAACUUAAAGAACCAGUUGGAAAAAUUAAAAAAUCAAUUAGAAACGGAGCUAAAACCUUCAUCAUCUAAAUCAACAGCUAAAAUUCCUGUGUCAAAAAAUAAUACCAAAGAUGUUUUGCCUAACACAUCAACUUUAGACAUAGAAAAUACUUUUUUAAUUAAAGAUGAAUUGAAAGAGUUAGAAGAUCUUUUUAAUGAUGACUCAAUGGAGCAAGAACUUAUAUUGCAAUCUCAAAAGUUUGAAAGUUUAAUUAAUUUACAAUUAGAUGAUAGUGGUAAUAAUAAAACUCCUUUUGGUGUUGAAUCGAAGCUGGAAUUUCGUAAAUUUAAAAGUGAGGAUCGUUUAAACACAAGUGAUAAUAGAAAGGGAUUAAGAAUAAAAAGUAACUCAAGCGGAGAUUUGUACGAUUCACCACUACAAAAAUCGUCAGUGAGCGUAAAAUUAGAAACAAAGUUUGAAGCGGCGUUUGAUGAUUCCUUUGAUAUGGCCAUGCAAACGUUUAGAGAUUCAGAUUUGAAAUUAAAUAAUUCUAGAAAUAAUUCCUUAAGUCUCAGAAGUAAAAGUAAUGUUAGUUUAUCAAUGAGUUUUGAGGAAAAUAUUAGUGUGUAUGAUAUGCAAGAAAUAGAACGAAAGAGGCAACAGGCUUUAGCUAAAUUAAGGUCGAAAAAAUUACAAUAUGUGAUAUCUCCGUCAAAAAGAAGUGGUGAUAAUCUUCAAUCGACUAGUGAGACAAUUCCUUUAAAAGUACCUAAAGUAGAAGAGUCGCCAAUUAAAUGCUCUCCAGAAGAAAUCGAACAGAAACGUCUACAGGCUUUAGCAAAAUUGGAGGCGAAAAAAAAACAGGAUAUAAUUGAGAGAAAUAGGCGAGAGGCUUUAAAACGAUUGGAAAUGAAUAAGAAAAAACGAGAAAAGUUAUUAAAUAAUAUACGCUCAUAGAUUAUUUUUUAUAUUGA